UAAAAACUCUAAGAUUUAAAUGUCGGGACCAGAUUCCAUCCCCUUCCGUACCUACAACAUUUUGUCACACACACACAUAUAUAUAUAUAGAGAGAGAGCCAUAUAAUACAAAUCACUUCACAACUCAAAUUUGACAAGAUUUUAGGUAGACUAAAUUUGAAAGGAAAAAGGUAAAUAAAAGUUGAUAAUAUCAUGGCAGAAGAGUUGAUAAGCUGGUGGAAUUCGCCGCGGAAUCUCUUCAGUUCGUCUCCAUGCUCGUUGGCUUCCAACGACAUAGGGAGCUUAGGCUGGCCAACCGAGACCAGAAGUGUACGUUCAAGCGAUGAAUCCAACGGAAGCAGCUCCCUUCUUAUACAAGAUGUUCACCACCACCAGCCCAAAUUGGAUGCCUGGAAUCAACCUUUACUCGGAAGAUCAGAGGACAAUUAUUCCAACUUCCUGGUGGAUUCAAGCAUGAAUUAUAGGGCUCAAAUGAAUUUUAGUGAAGAAGAUUCAUCGAUGAAGCAAACUUCAGAUUCAUCCUUGUUGCAGACUCUGUUCGAUACGGAUAAUUCUCAACCCUAUCCAUCUUUAUUAGAUGAUCAGAUUCAGAUGAACUCAAACGGAUUCAUGGCUAUUGAUCCAUCAGCGUUGAGUAAUGUUCGUCCGCCUGCGUCGCACUUCUUUCCAUCGCCUCACAACCACACCAUCACUGCCAAGGUAACACACAUACACAAAACGUUUCAUGAACAAGCCACAUUUAAACGUCCUCGAAUCGAAACUCCAUCCCCGUUGCCAACCUUCAAGGUCCGAAAAGAAAAACUUGGGGACAGAAUCACCGCCCUACAGCAGUUGGUUUCACCUUUCGGAAAGACUGACACUGCAUCCGUGCUCCACGAAGCUAUCGAGUACAUCAAGUUUCUCCAUGAUCAAGUCAAUUCAUUAAGCACGCCAUACUUGAAAUAUGGAUCUCCAUCGGUGCAGGCAGGAGAGAAAGCCAAGGAUGAAGAAGGGGUAACAAAGGUCCUCAAAACUCAAGGGCUGUGCCUCGUCCCUAUAUCGAGCACCUUCCCCGUUGCAGCCGAGGCCACGUCAGAUUUCUGGACACCUACUUUCACCGGAAGCUUCAGAUAGACAUCGUGUAAUUUACACACACAACAAAAAAAGGGACUAACAAUAAUGUGAGAUAUGGAUGCGACAAGAAUGGAGGCCGCAUGUAUUGAAGAAAAGCAAGAGAAAAGGGAAAGUGAAAAAAACGAGUGAUUGUUGAAGGAAGACAGCGCAUGGAGGGCCACAUCUUGGACAGCAAAUAUGAAAGCAUAGUAGAACUAAUUGAUGUAGCAUUUCAUAAAAUUGUAAUCAUCAAGAGGAUGUUAAGGAUAAAGGGACUGGAACUGAUGCUAAAUUUAGCUUUACUCUACUUUAGGAGAUGUGCAUUAUCGGUUUGAGCUGUAUUUAGGAGCUUCAUUAAUUGUUAAUUAAAGGUUCUCCUCAUCUUGUUUCUUUGUUUUA
Salvia splendens (bonfire salvia) is the source of this 1491-nucleotide messenger RNA. RefSeq names its product transcription factor bHLH112. The record is from RefSeq and is a predicted model, not a curated record. The transcript is spliced from 6 exons. Gene Ontology annotation, molecular function: DNA-binding transcription factor activity, RNA polymerase II-specific; protein dimerization activity; RNA polymerase II cis-regulatory region sequence-specific DNA binding. Gene Ontology annotation, biological process: regulation of transcription by RNA polymerase II. NCBI's taxonomy places the organism in Eukaryota, Viridiplantae, Streptophyta, Magnoliopsida, Lamiales, Lamiaceae. Gene Ontology annotation, cellular component: nucleus. Bases 193 to 1113 code for a protein of 306 amino acids.